Crotalus tigris (Tiger rattlesnake) is the source of this 2862-nucleotide messenger RNA. Its product is annotated as zinc finger protein 436-like. The record is from RefSeq and is a predicted model, not a curated record. Lineage: Eukaryota; Metazoa; Chordata; Lepidosauria; Squamata; Viperidae. The transcript has 4 exons. Bases 106 to 2463 code for a protein of 785 amino acids. Gene Ontology annotation, biological process: negative regulation of transcription by RNA polymerase II. Gene Ontology annotation, molecular function: DNA-binding transcription repressor activity, RNA polymerase II-specific.
AGGGGCGUGGCAAGGGGAGGAGCGGCUGAGGAAGGGUCCGCCCUGACCGAGGGCCGCUUCAGAGGGAGCUUCCCCCGUUCAGGCUGCGCCAAAGCGGGAGGCCGGAUGGCGGCCCCGGGGUGUCUGGGAGCGGGAGCAGCCGCGGCCCUUCAGGCGGGGAGCGCCGCCGCCGCCGGCGGCGGCGGCGACCCGAGCGGCCUCCCCGAGCGUCCCCGCAGCUCCGAGGCCGAGCGCCGGCGCUUCCGCAGCUGCCGCCCCCGGGAGGACGAGGGUCCCCGGGCGCUCUGCAGCCGCCUGCACCGGCUGUGCCGCGGGUGGCUGCGGCCCGAGCGGAGCGGCAAAGCCGAGAUGCUGGACCAGGUGGUGCUGGAGCAGUUGCUGGCCCUGCUGCCCCCGGAGCUGGCGGGCUGGCUGCGGGAGUGCGGGGCGGAGAGCUGCGCCCAGGCGGUGGCCCUGGCCGAGGGCUGCCUGCUCGGCCCGCCGCCCUCCUCCGCCCCGCGGGAGCCCCCCGGAGAGGGCCGGCAGUUGCAGGAGCCAUUGAUGGGAGAUAUUUCAGCAGACCUUCAGGGAUCAGGAGAUCCAUCCAUUCCUUCUAAAGAGCUUUUCAGAAGAAUCCAAAUGAGACCACCUUGCCAGAGUUCUACUCCCUUUGAGGAGGUGGCUGUGGACUUCACAGAGGAGGAGUGGGCACUGCUGGAUUCUGGCCAGAAGGCCUUGUGCAAGGAAGUCAUGCUGGAAGUUUCCAGUAAUAUGGCCACCAUGGGUGAUGGGCUGGAGAAUGAGAAUGACCAGCAGCCAAGGUUAAUGCCAAUGCAAACAGCAAAGCAUGAAGUGGGAAAAAUGAUGUUUGGCCAUCAAGAGGACCCACAAGUGCAUGCGAGAAGCCCCUCAGAAAAUGGAGAGGAGAUGUCCUCCAUUUCUCUCCCUAUCGAAAUCCAUGGCUUCCUUACUCAGCCAGGUCAGAAAGAGAAGAGAAAAGGAAAAUAUGGCCAAAGAGAGCAAAAUGAAUUUGAUUUAGGGGAAUAUGACAGAAGUCAGACUACAGGAAAAGAGUAUGUCUCCAAACAGUGUGGAAAAUAUGUCAACCAGUUCUUCUCUCUUGCUUUACAUGCAAAACUCUACGGGAAACACAAAGCACAUACCUUUGUAAAAUUUGGGAGGGAUUUCAUUUUGAGCAGAAAGAUAAAACUAUGCAUGAGGUGUGGAAAGAGCUUCAGUAGCAAAAGUAAUCUCAAUCGCCAUCAGAGGGUCCACACCGGUGAUAAACCACACAAAUGCGUGGAGUGUGGAAAGCAGUUCAGUCAGAAAGGACAUCUUACUCAUCACAAAAGGAUCCACACGGGGGAGAAGCCAUAUACGUGCACGGAAUGCGGAAAGAGCUUUGCUCAAAAAGGGCAACUUAGCUCUCAUAGAAGGACCCACACAGGCGAGAGACUGUAUAAAUGCAUCGAGUGUGGAAAGAGGUUUAUUGAGAACAGAGACCUUACUUGCCAUGAAAGGAUCAAUAUAGACCGGAGUCGAUAUAGGUGCAUCGAGUGUGAAAAAACCUUUGCUGAUAACUUUACCCUUCAUGAAAAGAUCCUCCCUGUAGAGACUCCAUACAAAUGCACGUCGUGUGGGAAAGGAUUCACUCAGAAAGGACAUCUUACUCGUCACGAACGAAUCCAUACCGGGGAGAGACCGUAUAAAUGCAGAGAAUGUGGAAAGAGCUUUGCUGAGGAAGGACGACUUAAUUCUCAUAAAAGGAUCCACACAGGUGAAAGACCGUACAAGUGCAUAGAGUGUGGAAAGAGCUUUACUCAGAAAGAACAUCUUACUUGUCAUGAAAGGGUCCACACCGGAGAGAAACCUUAUAAGUGCACAGAGUGUGGAAAGGGCUUCAGUAGAAACUCUUACCUAAACCGUCAUCAGAGGAUCCACACGGGUGAAAAACCGUAUACUUGCAGGGAAUGUGGAAAAAGAUUCAUUGAGAAUAGAGAGCUAACUUCCCAUCAAAGGGUCCACACAGGAAAGAGACCCUGCACAUGCCUGGAGUGCGGAAAGAGCUUUUUUGGUAACAAAGAUCUUAUUCGUCACCAAAUGAUUCACACACAGGAAAAGCCCUAUAAAUGCCUGGAGUGUGGAAAGAGCUUUACUGAGAAAGGAAAACUUAUUUCUCAUAAAAGUAUCCAUUCAGGAGAGAGACCAUAUAAAUGCCUGGAGUGUGGAAAGAGUUUUACUCAAAAAGGAAAACUUAAUUCUCAUAAAAGGAUCCAUAAGGGGGAGGGACCAUAUAAAGGUAUGGCGUGUAAAGACAGCUUUAUCGACAACAAAGACCUUAUUCGGCACCAAAGGAUCCACGCAGGAGAGAAUCCUUACAAAUGCAGUGAGGAUGAAAAAAACUUUUUAAUGACUACAGGACCUUUAUUUGUCAUGAAAAGAUCUACACAGGAGGAAAUUAUACAUGCAUGGAAUGUGGAAUAAACUUCAUUUGAGAAGGGUGCACUUCUCACAAAAAGAUGUACAGUGGGGCAAAAAAGUAUUUAGUCAGCCACCAAUUGUGCAAGUUCUCCCCACUUAAAAAGAUGAGAGUGGCCUGUAAUUGUCAUCAUAGGUAGACCUCAACUACGAGAGACAAAACGAGAAAACAAAUCCAGACAAUCACAUUGUCUGAUUUGGAAAGAAUUUAUUUGCAAAUUAUGGUGGAAAAUAAGUAUUUGGUCAAUAUCAAACGUUCAUCUCAAUACUUCGUUAUAUGUUGGCAAUGACAGAGGUCAAACGUUUUCUGUAAGUCUUCACAAGGUUGGCAUACACUGUUGCUGGUAUGUUGGCCCAUUUCUCCAUGCAGAUCUCCUCUAGAGCAGUGAUGUUUUGGGGCUGUCA